AUGGAUGGUCUCUCCAUCGCGAAGAAUCGUACAUGUACGCACGUUGAUCCGACAAAUCCAAAGGCCAACGGACAGCAGAACCAAAUCUAUGUUCAGCUUGUCCUGUCGUUGGCCCUGGGCCUUUCAGCCUUCUUCGGAUUCUGCUUUCUUCGCCCACGAUGGAAAAGCUUAUACGCUGCGCGGAAGAGGCAGAGCGAAUCUGCAGCAAGUCUACCUGAGCUCCCCGAUACCUUCUUUGGAUGGAUGCCCGUAUUGUACAAAGUGACGGAACAACAAGUCCUAGACUCCGCAGGCCUCGAUGCUUAUGUGUUUCUGGCUUUCUUUAAGAUGUCAAUGAAGCUCUUUGGGGUAAUGUUCCUGGUCACCUGCGCAAUACUUGCGCCAAUCAAUUACAAGUUCGACUAUCUCCCAACUCCAGGAGACAGCACCGAUCCCCGAAACCCACCCGAGUUGUUUUCGAAUAACCCUUUGUGGGGCAGUUGGAGCGUCGCAGCAGACACUGUUGUCCUGGCCAGCGAUGGUAAGACGGAACUCCCGAAGACUGACUAUCUUUGGGCCUACCUUGUGUUUACCUACUUCUUCACGGGUCUGGCGAUUUAUUUCAUGACAUCUGAAACCCAGCGCAUAAUAAAGGUUCGACAGGAAUACCUUGGAAGCCAGUCAACCAUAACGGAUCGGACAAUCAAGCUCUCUGCUAUCCCACCUGAACUUCGGUCCAAGGAGAAGAUCAAGGACUUCUUGGAGAAGCUCCAAAUUGGAAAGGUGGAGAGUGUAACUAUUUGCUGUAAUUGGAAAGGGCUUGAUGAUAUGAUGGAUAAGAGAGCCCACCUUGUUCGAAAAAUUGAAGAAGCGUGGACCGUACACCUCGGACGCAGCAAGACUGCAGCUCUUGAGCCAGUGCAAGCUCGACGUUCAGGAAUACUUGAUGAGGAUGAGCAACACGAGAGCCAGGAAAAUAAUACCUUGUUAGGUAGGGCCCAUGUCACGGCAUAUGAGAAGCCCCGCCCAACGACCAGGAUAUGGUAUGGUUUUCUCCAUUUACAGAAUCGCAAGGUGGAUGCCAUUGAUUACUACGAAGAACAACUGCGGAAACUCGACGAAAAGAUCUCCAUGGCACGAAAGAAAGAAUAUACGCCAACGUCUCUGGCAUUUGUUACAAUGGACUCCAUUCCCGCUUGCCAGAUGGCUGUGCAAGCACUUCUUGACCCAUCACCCCUGCAGCUUCUUGCCAGACUGGCUCCAGCACCCUCUGAUGUUGUUUGGUCGAACACAUAUCUACCUCGCUCGAGCCGUAUGAUUCGGGCCUGGACGAUUACUCUUUUCAUCAUUGUACUCACAAUCUUCUGGCUUAUUCCGGUCGCGGGUCUGGCUGGGCUGCUCGACCUGUGUUCCAUUGAGCAGGUGUGGCCUGGGCUUGCCAAUCUCCUGUCCAGGCACGAGAUCCUUAAAGCCCUUGUGCAGACUGGCUUACCCACCCUUGUCGUCUCCCUGCUCAACAUCGCCGUUCCAUUUCUAUACGACUACCUUGCCAACAUGCAAGGGAUGAUCUCACAGGGCGACGUGGAGCUGUCCGUGAUCUCUAAGAACUUUUUCUUCACCUUUUUCAACGUCUUCCUUGUUUUUACAGCGUUCGGAACUGCAAGCAAAUUCUGGGGGGAGCUUCAAGAUUCGUUGAAAGACACUACUAGACUUGCAUAUAACCUUGCUCGCGCUGUAAAAGGUCUCGCUGUCUUCUACAUCAACUUCAUUCUCCUUCAAGGCGUCGGUCUCCUCCCGUUUAGGCUGUUGGAAUUUGGUAGCGUGUCGCUCUACCCGAUUCUGCGCAUGGGAGCCAAAACCCCGCGGGACUAUGCCGAGCUUGUCCAACCGCCAAUCUUCAAAUACGGCUUCUACCUCCCGUCUGCCAUACUCAUUUACAUACUGUGCAUCGUGUACAGUAUCCUCCCGGCAGGAUAUAUGGUCCUAUUUUUUGGGCUGAUUUAUUUCGUGUUCGGGUACUACACAUACAAGUAUCAGUUGCUAUACGCGAUGGACCACCCACAGCAUGCAACCGGAAAAGCAUGGCCCAUGGUAUGCUAUCGCAUUCUCGUUGGCUUGGGCGUCUUCCAGCUUGUGAUGGCUGGCGUCAUUGCCUUGUCAAAUGCGUUCGUUCCUGCUGGACUGGUGGUUCCGUUGAUUCCCUUCACGCUCUGGUAUAGCUAUUAUUUCGGACGAACGUAUGAGCCGCUGAUGAAUUUCAUCGCUUUGAGGUCUAUUCGGCGCGAAAGUGACGCAAGCAUCAAUAUUGCUGGCGAGACUGUUGGACUCGAUAUGACAGGUGCGCGGAUCCGAAGGAGGCAAAGCACUGUGGAUGAAGAAAGGGAAAAGUUUUCGAAGUUCAUUAAUCCAACCCUCACUGUCCCCCUAGAGAAGCCCUGGAUCAAUGCGGAAUCGACUUUUAAUGGCGACGCACCGCAGACGGACCUGGAACACGAAGAGAGUACUGCAAGCUCUUUGAGUUUAGGCGAUACACAUAUAUGGCGCGAUAACGGAGAUGCGAAUGUAUAA
Molecule: messenger RNA, 2547 nt
Organism: Hyaloscypha bicolor E
Lineage: Eukaryota; Fungi; Ascomycota; Leotiomycetes; Helotiales; Hyaloscyphaceae
Product: DUF221-domain-containing protein
Exons: 4
Coding region: 1-2547 (848 amino acids)
Cellular component (GO): plasma membrane
Molecular function (GO): calcium-activated cation channel activity
Source: RefSeq, a predicted model, not a curated record